AUGUUGGUGUUUCUUUUUUUUAUUGAAACCAUUGGAUUUAAUUGUCAGGUAAUUUCUUCGGUUCCAUUUUAUUUAAAAGAAAAAACUGUAGGAAGUAAAUGUUUUCAAAUCAAAGAAUCUCCAAUAUUAGUUAUUGCAAAAAACUCAUGUAUUUAUUUUCGGGAUAGUUGCCACUCAGUUAUUACCAUACACAGAGAUGGUGAUUAUGAAAAUUUUUCUUGGUACCAUAGAAAUGAUUCAUUCUUAAUCAUUCAACGCCCAACAGAUAAUUCAUACGUAACACCUCUAUCAAUUAGUAAGACACAUUCGUCUAAUCCACUUACUCAAUUUAACGGAUUAUAUGGUACUUUUUAUAAGAUAAAACAGAACGGAGUUAUUAGAGUUAUUGGAGUUUCUUUUAUACCAUCUGAUUCAGUAAGAAAACCAGCAACUAUUAUUACAUUUCAAAACCACUUUGAUAUUGAUGAAAUUCAAGUUGGAGAAGUUGUUUUAACUAUUAACAAAGAGGCGACUGUAUUUGUUGGGUACAAUAAAAGUGAAAGUGUUAUUGGAGUUUAUACUAAAAGUGAAACAGUUAUUGGUGGAGACUCCUGUAAAAAUGCUACAGAAAUAGAAUUUCCUACAAGCAUUGUUGAUUAUAAAAGAAACUUUGGAAAGAAUGAAGUAUGGUAUAAAUUUAAUGGAAUAGAAGGAAGAAAUAUUACUGUUGAUACUUGUGCAAAUGAAAGUCAAUUUGAUACAUCAAUAAAAAUAUUUGAUUCAUGUAAAGAAGAGUUGAUUGGUUCUAAUGAUAAUGCUUGUGGUGCACAGUCUAAGAUUACUUUUUUAUCAAAGAAUACUGAUUAUUUUAUAGUAAUUAGUCAUGGAAUUAAUGCUACUGAUUUUGAUGGUACAUUUAGAUUAAACAUAUAUGAUAAUCUCCCUCUUAUUAAUAGUCGUAUUGACCAAGCUAUUCCAAUUCAACCAUUCCAAGUUAUAAGAACAAAUAAUAUUCUACCUGAUGAUAGUAACAAACAGAGAAGUAUUUAUUUUACUUAUUUACCAUUAGAAAAUGGAAACCUAUUAAUUAAUAGUUGUGAUAAAAUUACUAAUGUUGGAAAUGAUUUCAUAGUAUAUUCUAAUGGGUCUUCAACACUUUUAAAUAAAACUGAUAACACAAAUGUGUGUGGUGAGUUUGGUAAAUACCUUCAACUUCAUGUUUCUUCAUCAGAGCCUAUUAUUAUUGAAAUGAAAACAACUGGAGAUGGCUAUGUUCAUAUUGAAGUAACAUUCCAACAAGAUGGAAUAAGUUAUGAUAUAGAAUAUUUGGUUAAAUGGGGAUUGACGGUUUGUGUUAUUAUCCUUGUUGUAUUGAUAAGGCAUUAUAAUUGCUAUGAAAAUAAAAUCAAAUAUGAUAUGUAA
Molecule: messenger RNA, 1401 nt
Organism: Entamoeba dispar SAW760
Lineage: Eukaryota; Evosea; Mastigamoebida; Endamoebidae
Exons: 1
Coding region: 1-1401 (466 amino acids)
Source: RefSeq, a predicted model, not a curated record